AUGUCUCGUUUCUUUGUAUCAGGGUAUAAUUCAGAAUCUUCAUCCGAGGAGGAGGAUUUAUUAAGUACUUCUGAAGAAGAAUUAGUAUCAUCUUCUGAAGAACAUUCAGAUGAUGAUUUUUUCGAGAAUGAUGAUGACGACGAAGAAAGUAGUUCAGAUGAAGAAGGUGGAAGACUAACUGGUCCAGCAUAUUUUUUGAAAAAGUCAUUUAUAAAAGGAGGAGAUUCAGAUAAUGAAAGUGACGAUGAAGUAAGGACUGCUGUUAGAAGUACAAAAGAUAAAUUAUUAGAUGAUAUGAAAGCAUCAAUUGAAAUAAUAAACGUCAAUAAAAGAACUAAUAAUUGGAUUGGAGCUUUAAGUGAAUUUGAAAAGUUAGGAAGAUUUUUAAACAGAGCAAAUCAACAAAAUUUUGGAACUCCUAAAUUUUAUAUAAAAUUAUUAUCAAGUUUAGAUGAUUCAAUAACUGAGACCAUCAAUAAUGAAAAAGACGAUAAAACCAUGAAAGCCGACGAGGCAAGAGCUCUCAAUACGUUAAGACAAAGAGUUAAAAAACAAAUUAAAGAAUACCAAACAUACUUUGAUUUAUAUAAAGACGUUCCAGAAAACUUUGACCAAGAAGAUGAACCAUUAGAUGCCGGAUCAAGAACUGACGAUAAACUUGAUGAAAGUAAAGUAUUGAGUCCAGUCUUUCAACUUUUAAAACAAGUUUCCGAAAGUAGAGGAAAGAAGAAUGUUGAUAGAGCCGAGCAAAUAUCAAGUUUGGAAGGAUUAAUUUCAGAAAAUCUUAGCACUUUUGAGCUUAUAUCAAUUUAUCAAGUAUUAUUGUCCUUAAGAUUUGAUGCAUCUACUUCACAAUUUUUACCUAUUCAAGAUUGGCAAAAGAAUAAUGAUGAUAUAAAUAAAUUGUUGGACAUCUUGUUUGCUUCUAAAGAAUACCAAGUAAGUGAAAAAGGUGAAACUACCGAUGAUAUAGAUAUCGAACCAACUCCAGUUGAUGGUGUAAAAGUCAUUUAUGGUUCAAUAACAUCAUUGAUUGAUAGAUUGGAUGAUGAAUUUACAAAAUCAUUACAAAAUACCGACCCACAUUCAAUGGAAUAUGUUGAGAGAUUGAAAGAUGAAAGUAGAAUUUACAAUUUGAUUGUUAGAGGUCAAGCAUAUAUAGAGUCCAUAACACCAUCUUUGGAGAGUGAACAAUUAGCCAGAAUAAUAUUAAGAAGAUUGGAACAUAUUUAUUACAAACCAAAUCAGUUAAUUCAAGGAAACGAAGUUGAAACUAAGAUUGGUAAAGGUAGUCCCGAUGAAAUAAUAGACUCAUUAAGUAAAUAUUUACAAAAUAGCAACAACAAAAUUUUCGGUAAACAUGCCGUACUAUACUCCAUAUACUAUUAUGCUGUCAAUAAUCAAUACAAAAAGGCUAGAGAUUUAUUUUUAUCUGCUCAAUUUGGUAACAUUAAUUCUUCAGAAUCAUCAUUACAAGUUCAAUACAACAGAGCAUUGGUCCAAUUAGGGUUAAGUGCUUUCAGAUCUGGUGCAAUUGAAGAAUCUCAUAAAAUUUUAAAUGAAAUUGUUAAUUCUCAGAGAUCAAAAGAAUUAUUAGGUCAAGGUUUUAACAGUAAAUUUCCUAAUCAAGCUACAUUAGUCGAAAGACAAAAAUUAUUACCAUUUCAUCAACAUAUCAACUUGGAAUUGUUAGAAUGUGUCUACAUGACGUGUUCCUUAUUAAUCGAAAUACCAGCAUUAGCAGCAGCAUCUACAACCAAAGAUAAACGUAAAAAUUCAUCGUUAAAAUCGUUCAAAAGUAAAUUAGAAUUUCAUGAUAGACAAUUUUUCACUGGGCCACCAGAAAGUAUCAAAGAUCAUAUUGUUCAUGCAUCGAUUGCUUUACAAAAAGGUGAUUGGUUAAAAGCUUACAACUUAUUAUCGUCAAUUAAAAUUUGGAGAUUAUUCCCAGACAAUGAUGAUCUUUUAUCCAUGAUGAAAAAUCAAUUACAAAUUGAAGGUUUAAGAACAUACGUUUUCACCUAUAAGUCUGUGUAUUCAAAAUUAUCUAUCUCGAAAUUAAGUACAAUUUUUAAUUUACCAGAGGAAAAAGUAAUUGAAAUUUUAACCGGCAUGGAUGAACAAGUUGUUGAUGGGUAUGUCAAUUUCUCAAAUGCUGCUCAAAGAUCAAAAUUACAAGAAUUAGCUAUAUUAAUGAAUGAGAAAAUACAAUUACUUACAGAGAAAAAUGAAAAAACUUCUUCAAAUGGUUAUGGUAAAAAACAAACUACUCAAAAUCAAGGUCAACAAAAUAAUCAACAACAACAAGGUCAAUCCCAAAAUCAACAAAACCAACAACAACAUCAAUCAAGCAAUCAACAAGGUCAACAGUCUCAACAACCACAACAACAAUCUCAAUCUCAACAAACUCAACAUCAACAACAAACUCAACAAUCACAAAUUGAAGAAAAUAAAUUUAGGUAUGCUAAUGUUAACCCAAACAAUGAUGAAUUUCAAGUCACUGCGUGA
Lodderomyces pseudojiufengensis is the source of this 2508-nucleotide messenger RNA. It is a transcript of the gene NIP1, whose product is annotated as translation initiation factor eIF3 subunit c. Gene Ontology annotation, molecular function: translation initiation factor binding; RNA binding; translation initiation factor activity. The record is from RefSeq and is a predicted model, not a curated record. Gene Ontology annotation, cellular component: eukaryotic translation initiation factor 3 complex. Lineage: Eukaryota; Fungi; Ascomycota; Pichiomycetes; Serinales; Debaryomycetaceae. The transcript has a single exon. Gene Ontology annotation, biological process: translational initiation. Bases 1 to 2508 code for a protein of 835 amino acids.